Molecule: messenger RNA, 531 nt
Organism: Eruca vesicaria subsp. sativa (arugula)
Lineage: Eukaryota; Viridiplantae; Streptophyta; Magnoliopsida; Brassicales; Brassicaceae
Source: the annotation of a GenBank genome assembly
AUGGCAAACUUGAGUACACUUGUUAGUUGCAUUGCCAUCAUCUUCUUCAUUGAUGUCACACCUGCCUCCUCCGCCACUCAUUCUGUAGAAUGGUCUCUCGGAAAUGACUAUAGCUCCUUGGCUACUGGAAAACCAUAUGCUGUUGGCGAUACUAUCGUUUUCAAUUACGGUGCGGGUCACACGGUGGACGAAGUGAGUGAAAGUGACUACAAAAGUUGCACAUUGGGGAACUCAAUUUCUUCGGACAGUAGCGGAACCACAAGCAUAGCUCUCAAGACAUCUGGUUCCCACUACUUCAUUUGCGCUAUCCUCGGCCACUGCACUGGCGGCAUGAAGCUCUCUGUCAACGUAGGUGCAGCAGCCUCUUCCGGCGGUGGUGGGGAUGGGGCCACCGCCAAAACUACACCACCGCCAACCUUAGAAGGUGGAAAGGCUGCUCCUACUGCAUCUGCCACUGAUGUGUUGAAGCCAUUCGAGGUUUUGGUUGUGACUAGUGUAGUUGCGUUAUUAUAUGCUUUGGCUCUUUCUUAG